This is a messenger RNA of Cladocopium goreaui, 480 nucleotides long. Lineage: Eukaryota; Dinophyceae; Suessiales; Symbiodiniaceae. The record is from the annotation of a GenBank genome assembly.
AUGACAGAGAAAAAGGAAUCCAAGAAAGUUGCAGCACAGGCGUUUACGGAGAAGUUGAAUGCGACUCCAGCUUCCUGCAGUGAGGCGGAUCGCUUCAGAGAGGCGGACGACCGCUUCAAAAGCUGUGCCACAGACCGGCUGCAGGCGCUGCUGGGUUAUGAGAAGAUUUCAGAAGUGCCAGUCGAGGUGAAAUCAACCUUGGAAGCUUGGUGCUUGCUGCACGGAAAAGAAGCCAGCAUUGAGCAAUGUCUCAAGUUGGUCAGGGAGGAACCUGCGGAUUUCAAGCUGGUGGGCAUGAGUGACCUGAACUACAUGGCACCCGAGGAGCUGGACGACUUGGAGAAGCGCACCAAAGAUCUGUCCAUUGUCAAAGAGACCAAGGAGGCGGAGGUGGCUGAGAUGAUGUUGGAGUGGCUACAGGCUGCGAUGAGUCUGCACCGCUGGGCGCAGACAACUAGGGCGGUCGCGCCCCAGGAGUAG